CCACACAGCAUUGCUGGCUGUGAGUACAUUGUGACGUUCGUGAUGAUGUGUGUUCAUGUGUUAAAACAAACAGAGAUGUCCAUGCAGACAAAAGCAGCAGCUCGUUCCAGUGAGUGCCUGCUGUAAACAGAUGUAAGACAAGAAUGCUGCCUUUAGACUCAGGAAACUGUUUGGAAAUCAUUAUAGGUCUUUUCUCAUAGUGGAUCUGAGUAGGUUUGUGUAUAUACUGUGUGUUUUGGAGACACCAGACUUGAGUGGUGAGCUGUGCAUCACACUGCAUUACAUUGGGAAACCUGAGAAAUUUCCACCUCAGAGGGGUGGGAACAUUGAAAAGAGACUGCAGGUUUCCCCUGAGCCAAUAGGAAACUGAUCAUUUGCUGCUUCAGUCCAUGCUGUCACCACAUCUACCUGUCACCAGUGUCACACUGCCAGGACCACCACCGCCACCACCGCUCGCCUUUACACCACGUUUGUCUCCCUGCAGACUGCCAUCAUGGUCUUUUUGCCAUUAACAUGUGCUGUGGUCAUCAUCAGCUGCGUUUAUGGAAGACCUCCAUUACCUCCUUUGCCAACGAAAGAUGGCUGCUACCUGGUCAAUCCAGAGGUGGGGAUAUUCAGAGUGGAGGGUGAAGCAGUAAUCCUCUCUUUCCCGAUGUUCAGGCGUGUUCUUGAAGUACGCAACAUUGCCCCCCCAACCGCCGAGUACUCCAUCACCAAGGACAAUGAGACGGAGGGCGCAAACUAUCAGGCUGAAGGCCGUGUUCAGCAGCAGGAUAACCAGCUGUGGCUCCUCCCAGCUCUGGCUUCAGACUCAGGGGAAUAUACCUGCACAUACAGAAAUGAGACCUACUGCGUAACUGGAAGUAUCAAGCUGCACGUGUACGAGCCCACUUCAGUAGACAUGAAAAAGCUGACGUAUGAAGUGAGAGCCGCAGUGGGAGAGAAGCUUGCAUUGGACUGUCCAUCCAAGUUCAACAAGACGGACAGCGUGAUAGAGUGGUACAAGGACUCCAACACCACUGCUCCUCCACCAGGCAAAGCAGGGUCCUUCCAACAGCACACAGGCAAACUGAUGAUCCCAGCUGUGAAGCGAGCCCAUGCAGGCAUCUACACCUGCAAGCACAGGGUCCGCAUUAACAGCCAGCAGUACAAAGUCAGCAGAGUCAUUCUUCUCCAUGUGCAAGGCCCUGAUCCUGAGAUCACAACCAAAUCCACUGUGCCUAACUUCUCCGUGACCUCUGAUCCUGGGUUAAUCAGCACCAGCACUGUCAACACUCCAAUAGUUCAGCCACCUGUGAUUGUUUCACCACUAAAUGGGACCAUUUUUGAAAGUCCACAUGGUUCAGGACUGGAACUGUUCUGUAAGGUGCUCACCGAAUGUCAAACAGCAGAUUCUACUGAGGUCACAUGGUUGGUAAACAGCCAGACAGUGGAGUCAUCGUACCUUGACAAGCGUGCUCUGCAGGGGGGAAGAAGGGUUACCAGGGUGUCCAAAGGCUGCCAGAUUGAGUUGAGGCUAAUUGUCGAAGCAAUAACAGAAGAAGACGAGAAGUCGGAGUUUAAAUGUGUCACUCAGAACAAAGGAGGAAGACGAGAAGUUGUUGCUCAGCUUCGAGUAGAAGACUCCACCUUUACAUGGGCGGUUGUGGCUGCAGGGGCUGUGAUCGCAUUCCUCACAGUGGUCUCUGUGUUUUUCUACGUCCUCUUCAAACCUAGAAGGAAAAAGAACAUGGAUUACUUUCUGGCUCGGCAGAGCAGCACCUUCUAGCUCUGACGCCGUGCACGCUCCCUCAUCAGAGACCUCCUUUUAAACGUUACCUUUUACAUCAAAUUGUUAUUGUUAUGCAUUAUUUCCGUGUGAUAUCCAGGAGCAGCACCACGUCUUUUUUAGGGUUGUCCAUAAAAUCCACUGCUAAAGGCUGCUAAUCAGCAAAUGAAUAACUUUAUGUUUGUUAAUGACGUUAUAGUUUUCGGUGGGGAUUUACUGGAAUGAAUGAAACAAAUACCUCUCUGACACUCAAAGAUGAACAAUGUUUUUUUUGUAAGGUUGGAAGCAUGUAAUAGAUGAGCUGUUGUUUUCUAGUUCUUUUACACCGAUUCAAGACAUGAAAUCCAAUUUAAGAUAACACGCCAGAUGUUUGAGAUACACACUGGCAUCAUUGAUGCUUUGACACAUUUGGAUAAUGAUAUAUCAAGAAAAUGAGUGGAAUUUUAACUAUUUCCCACCAAAACUGUAAUAAUGUGUUUGUUCUGAUUCAGUUGGCUUCAAUUUCUUUUUGCGCAAAGUGUCAAGCAUCAUGUCGCAGAUUUCAGGUCCAUCAAAAACACCUUCCUUAAUUUUGGUUUCCGUUUUCUCAGGACUAAACUUAUUUCUUAAAUGCUGAAGUGCUGUUUCUGUCCAGUUAUCCUCAUUGUCCAAUGCUUGGAACAUCAUCAAAUUUGGUAUGGGUGAAAAAAUUCCAGUAGCAAAAUGCUUGUUUACCGGUGUUAUUGAUGUGUUUAUACUGUGUAUGUGUUAAAAAGUGCAAUAAAUGUUCUCAGGGAAGCAUCGUG
Molecule: messenger RNA, 2553 nt
Organism: Oreochromis niloticus (Nile tilapia)
Lineage: Eukaryota; Metazoa; Chordata; Actinopteri; Cichliformes; Cichlidae
Product: interleukin-1 receptor type 2
Exons: 10
Coding region: 494-1768 (424 amino acids)
Molecular function (GO): interleukin-1 receptor activity
Source: RefSeq, a predicted model, not a curated record